UUCAGUUCACGCAGUUCUGUCGCUGAGGUACGACACGAAAAGUUUUUCACUCGGUGUGUGUGUGUAAGUUUUAUCAUUUUGUCACUUUGGUUUCUUUUUCUACCAAUUUUCCCACCCAGAAAAAGAGUUGAAGUGUUACUGGACGAGCUGUUUCAAUUGAAAAAUUACUCGGAUGUGAUUUAUAGUCGCGAAAACUAAGGGAAAAUUCAACGUCUUUUUCACAUCUUACCUUUUUUCUGCAGAGACGUGCAAAAGUGAUUUUGACACAAUUGUCAGUGGAACUUUUGGGGACCUGCAGUGAAAAACUGGCGACAUUGUGUAUUGAGUGGCCCAGUGCUCAAGUGCUUUCGUGGCCUUUGCUCCCUGGUCAAAGAAAAAAGGGAAGAACCCACAAGGGUUGAACAAAAAUUUGUGGAAAAUUUAUCCAAACGCAUACAAUAAAAUGGCGUACGAUGGCCAGACGCGAUACAUGCACGAUUACUGAUGAUGUUUAGGGACCAGAAAGUGCCAUUGGAUUGAGUAUAGUCCUGUGUGCAAAUAUUUUCGCGUAUAUGUGAGAUAGACAAAAUAUUGCUGCAUUUUACGGUGAACUUGGAAUAAAUAGGCACUGCCGAAUACAUCGGUGGAAUUGAGCACCACCACCGGAAAGCCUAUAUACAAAAUCCACUCCCCAAGAGCCACGGAAGGAGUGUCGUUGGUGAAAAUUGUGAACAUAGUGUGAGUGCGGAGACAUGAUCGAUCCAAGCUCAUCAGAGGAGGAGAGUGAUGAGGAGCAGACAGGAAGUGGGAAGGGAGCACAUCAGACUCUAAAGCACCAUCCACCGCCUUCGAAACAUGGUGCUCAUAUUGGUGCACCUGGAGGGCUCAAGCGUCACGGCUCCAGUAGCAGUGCCAAGCAGCCACAAGACUUGCUACAUGGUGGCAGUGCGAUUUCCGGCGGGUCGGCAACGCCAGUCCACCAUAGUCACGGUGCCUCUAAAGAAACCCAUCAUGCCCAUAGUGGCCACCUCUCACAUGCCGGUAGUGACACGUCUGGGAGCCUCGAUGUACCCUCAUCGUCAGUACCAAGAACGCUUUCGCCAUCUGCAUCGAGUGCAGCCAGCCAAGAGACCCUGAAUCAGAGUAUGGGACCGUCCUCGAGGACUAGUUCGUUGGCCAGGCCGCAAUCUCCAUCUCCGUCAGUCGUCAGUGAGCGAAACGAAGCGGAUAUUGCUGAACGCCAUGAGCGCGAGGAGGAAGAAAGAAAGCGCCGUAUUCAACUUUACGUGUUCGUGUCCCGAUGUAUUGCAUAUCCUUUCAAUGCUAAACAACCAACCGAUAUGACAAGGCGUCAGAUAAAGAUCACGAAGCAUCAAUUGGAGACAAUAACUGCGCGAUUUGUGGCAUUUAUGAAAGGUGAAACACAAAUAAUGGCCGAUGAAGCAUUCCAAAAUGCUGUACAAAGUUACCACGAUGUCUUCUUAAAAUCGGAACGUGUUGUAAAGAUGGUGCAAUCGGGUGCAUGUUCUCAGCACGAUUUUCGUGAGGUGUUUCGAAAUAACAUUGAAAAGCGUGUACGUUCACUGCCGGAAAUCGAUGGGUUGAGUAAAGAAACUGUACUGACAUCGUGGAUGGCCAAAUUCGACUGCAUCCUGAAAGGGACUGGAGAUGAAGAUACCAAACGUCCCACAAGAAUGCAACAACCGCUCAAUAGUGAAUUGAUCCUGUCCAAGGAGCAACUCUAUGACAUGUUUCAGCAGAUUCUUGGAGUGAAAAAGUUCGAACAUCAAAUCCUCUUUAAUGCACUUAUGCUGGACUCGGCGGAUGAGCAAGCGGCAGCUAUUAGACGAGAACUUGAUGGACGGAUGCAGCGUGUGUCGGAGAUGGAGCGCAAUAGGAAGUUGAUGCCAAAGUUUGUUCUCAAGGAGAUGGAAUCACUGUACAUCGAAGAGCUGAAAUCAUCGAUAAAUCUGCUGAUGGCAAAUCUUGAGUCAUUACCAGUGUCGAAAGGCUCCAUGGAUUCCAAAUACGGGCUACAGAAACUGAAGCGGUACAAUCACAGAAAAAUGAUACUCAGGUCACAGGGAUCCCUGGCAAAAUUGGAGGGCGACUCAGCUGAUGGGGACACGCAGCUAACCAAGAUGGAUGUGGUGCUCACGUUUCAACUGGAAGUUGUCGUUAUGGAGGUGAAGGGACUGAAGUCCUUGGCGCCAAAUCGAAUUGUCUACUGCACAAUGGAGGUGGAGAGUGAGAAAUUGCAGACAGACCAGGCCGAAGCGUCCAAGCCUAUGUGGGACACGCAAGGUGACUUCUCUACUACUCAUCCGCUUCCAGCGGUAAAAGUAAAGCUGUAUACGGAGAAUCCAGGAAUGUUGGCGCUGGAGGACAAGGAAUUAGGUAAGGUAAUCCUGAGGCCUACGCCACUCUCGUCCAAAUCACCUGAAUGGCAUCGGAUGACUGUGCCGAAAAAUCUGCCGGACCAGGAUUUACGUAUCAAAAUAGCAUGUCGUAUGGAUAAACCACUCAAUAUGAAGCAUUGUGGCCAUUUAUUUGCAAUCGGUAAGUCUGUCUGGAAAAAGUGGAAGAAGCGCUACUUCGUGCUGGUGCAAGUAUCUCAGUACACAUUCGCCAUGUGCAGCUACAAGGAAAAGAAGUCAGAACCGUCCGAAAUGAUGCAAUUAGAUGCCUACACGGUGGACUAUAUUGAGGCAGCAAGUGCCCGAUCGGUUGCAGCGAAUCUGAUGGUGGGUGUGGACCUCGAGGGUGGCAGGUACUUUUUCAAUGCAGUCCGCGAAGGUGACAGCAUCCUGUUUGCAUGUGACGAUGAGAAUGAAUGCAGUCUGUGGGUGAUGGCGAUGUAUCGGGCCACCGGACAGUCGCACAAGCCCACGCCGCCAAUGACGCAGGACAAGAACUCGACGAUCUCGAAGCUCCAGGGGGACGCCGAUAAGGCGCGAAAGCACGGCAUGGAGGACUUCAUAAGCGCUGAUCCAUGUACAUUCGAUCAUCACAGUCUGUUUGCGUUGCUCCAGAACUUGACGCUAGACUUCAGGCUCAACGAUCCGUAUGCGUCACUGGGAUGGUUCAGUCCAGGCCAAGUGUUCGUCUUGGAUGAAUACUGUGCUCGGUAUGGGGUGCGUGGGUGCUAUCGGCACCUGUGCUACCUCUCCGAUUUACUGGACCGGGCCGAACGGAAUAUGAUGAUCGAUCCCACCCUCAUUCACUACUCAUUUGCCUUCUGUGCUAGUCACGUGCAUGGGAAUCGACCCGACGGCGUGGGUAGUAUCACCCACGUGGAAAAGGAGAAAUUCCAGGAGAUUAAGGAGCGCCUUCGCGUGCUGCUGGAGUAUCAGAUCACGAAUUUCCGGUUCUGCUUUCCAUUUGGGCGGCCAGAGGGUGCCUUGAAGGCGACGCUCUCAUUGUUGGAGCGCGUCCUCAUGAAAGAUAUUGUGACACCGGUGCCGCCCGAGGAGGUACGAGCUAUGAUCAAGAAGAGUCUCGAGACGGCCGCUCUUGUCAACUACACACGUCUCUCCAAUGAAGCUAAGAUUGAAGGCACGACAGAACAAACUGGGGUUAUCACGAACAUUGAUGAUGAUUUGCGUGGCGAAGUGAUUGUACCACCUGCGAAGAAACUGGAGGAUUUAAUACAUUUAGCUGAACUGUGUGUGGAUCUCCUGCAACAGAAUGAAGAGCACUACGCGGAGUUGCGAAAAACUGAUGCUCCAGCUGGUGACCAGCAGCAGCCUGUCCCACCAGAUGGGACUGCUACAACUUCCGCUACCACUACUACUACUACAGCUCCUUCUACAGCUUCUUCUACGGCCAAAAACACGAAAAACACGACCACGACCCCGUAUCGAUAUUGCAUGCCAACGCAUGCUGUCUACACUUUUCCGGCUCCAACGGCUUUUGCAUGGUUCUCGGACCUACUGGUGGAGCAUGCUGAGAUAUUUUGGUCACUCUUUGCUGUGGAUAUGGAUAGGGUACUGUCGGAACAGGCACCAGAUACAUGGGAUUCCUUCCCGCUGUUCCAGAUCCUCAAUGACUACCUGAGGACGGAUGACAAUCUGAAGAAUGGGCGCUUCCAUCAGCAUCUGCGUGAUACAUUUGCACCACUUGUGGUGCGCUAUGUGGACCUCAUGGAGUCCUCCAUUGCUCAAUCCAUCCACAAGGGAUUCGAAAAGGAACGCUGGGAGAGUAAAGGUGAUUCCUCCAUCAGCAACGGCUGUGCAACAUCAGAAGAUCUUUUUUGGAAGUUGGACGCAUUGCAGUCCUUCAUCAGGGACCUACACUGGCCCGAUGCCGAGUUCCGUCAGCAUCUCGAGCAGAGGCUGAAGCUGAUGGCCUGCGAUAUGAUUGAGUCCUGCAUUCAGCGCACCGAGGGUGCCUUUCAGCAAUGGCUCAAGAAAAGUGUAACCUUCAUCUCUACGGACUAUAUCAUGCCAUCGGAAAUGUGCGCCAUGGUGAAUGUGAUUCUCGACGCAAAGAAUCAGUCUUUCAAAUUGUGCACCAUCGACGGAAUUGAUGUGCAUCAAUAUCACGCGAAGAUUGAUGAUCAAAUUGAUAAGACACUGGCAGCUAUGAAUCAAGGGAUUAUCAGCAAAUUGAUGUCUGUACUGGAAGCGUCGCUGUCAAAGCUUUCGCGGUAUGAUGAGGGCAGUUUGAUUGGCAGUAUUUUGAGCUUCACGAAUGUUUCGGGUUCGGGCAAAGAUCUCGGGCAAGGCUACGUGAAUUUCACGCGAAACAACAUGGACCAGAUUCGUGGGAAGGUGAAUGAUGAACUGUGGAUUCUCAAUAUUUUUGAGCAAUGGUACACAGCCCAGAUUAAUAUGCUGUGCAAUUGGCUGUCCGAACGUCUGGAUCACUCACUGCACUACUAUCAGUGCACAUGUCUGGCACAUAUUGUAAAGAAAAUCUACUCGGACUUUGAGCUGCAGGGUGUGAUGGAGGAUAAGCUAAACUCCAAGGCAUAUCAGACAGUGUCUCAGCGCAUGCAAACGGAGGAAGCCACAUGUGCCCUCACUGCUCCUGACGGCGAAGCAGAGGGCUUCGGUGAUGGGGAGGACGAAGGAGAACGACCAAAGGCCAAAGUGAACAUCUUGGAGACACUGAGUGGAGAAGAUGGAAAUUUAUCAAAUAUCUCAAAUGUAACGAAUAUUGUGGUGGGCCGCGUGGGAAACAUGUUUGGCAAAGGAAUUGGUGGACUCAGCACUAAAUUCGGUGGUGGCAGUUGGUUCUAAAGAAGGGAAGUAAAAUAACAUUAACAUUUCUCUUUCCUUGACACUUUCCAGGUUUUGGAAAUCAAUAAGACAAAAUACCCAAGUUACAUUUUGCAAACAGACAUGAAAUGAUCGCUAUAGUUUCAUUUACUUAGUGGGAGAUACUAAACGUUGAAACAAAUAAAACAAAAAAUUAGAUAAAUUUAGAGGAAAAAAAUACAACAACAACAGCAACAAAUAUGGUGGAGAGGAAAACACGAAAAAGAAUAAUACAUUAGUUACACAAGUUACCAAAAAAAAAAUACACCAAGUUACACCAAAUGAAAUCCCUCUUUAAAACUCUCUAUAUAGCUAUCAAUUGAAUAUUCUUUGUCAAACAUUUUAUGAGAGUAACAUUCUUUAACCAAGGGAUAUUAGAUAUCUGUUUAAAGUUCUUAUAACACAUGUAAUCCGAGUUAAAUGUUUGUUAAAUUCAAUACCACAACAUGAGAGGGGAAUUUUGAGGCGAAAAGAGAUUUAUCUUCUUACCGGGAAGAACGUUCUAUAAUCACUGAACUAAGUCAAGACAGAGAGAGAGAGAGAGAGAAAAACCAGAGGCAUUUCCUACAAGAAAUGGUUGAUUGAUAAAAGUAUCGUCAGUAAAAAUAAAUCUAAUCUAUAUACAAAUUUUCAGAGAAAUAACUACUCAACUUUAAAACAAACAAAAAAAAUGAAAUGAAUUUUUGACUUAUAAUCUCUUUACUUAAAAACAAACGUAUUACAAAAAAAAUCAAUGAAAAACAUAUAUUUGAAUUUUAUCUAAUUAUCUAUUUGCUAUUUAUUAUUGCUAUUAACACCAAAAGUUUGCGGAUUAAUUAGGAAAGAACAUAGAAAAAAUACAAAUCUUACAAAUCAACAAUAAAAUUUUUUGAAAAUUUAUUUAACUCUAUUCUUGUGCAAAACUAAAAAGGAAAAAAAGAAACUUAAAAGAGCUCGAAAGAGUACCUCGUGAAACCUCUUUUGCGUGAUUGUAUUGCGAUUUGAUAUGACAAAGAAAAAAAAUAUUUUGAUUAAAUUAUUUAAAAAAAUAAAUUUAAAAAAAAAUAAAUGCAAAUCAUGCAAAACUAUUUAAAAAAAAAAACUCUCAAACGUUAUAAUAAAUUUUGCAUUAUAUCUUAAACUGAGCUAAUCGAGAUUAUCUUAGGAAAUUUACAAAACUUAAAAUUUAUUCUCUUUAAAAAGAAAACUAUUUAUGUAUAAAAUAUUUAUAUUGGUCAAAUUUUAUGAAAAUUCAGUGAAUUUUAUUGGAAAAAAUUUCUGUGUCUCUCAUUUCUUUGGCGUAAAACAAAAAAAAAUGUGGAUAAUGUGAAAAAAAUUUCUAUGUUUUUGUUUUGACGAUCACUUUAAAUUUUGAAAAAAACAAAAUGAUUAUUACAAAAAAAAAAGAAUAAUGGACUGCAAAUGUUUAAAAAAUAAGAGAAGGGUGGCAUUAUAUGAUAAAUGCAGAGAUUAAACAAAAAAACUGCUAUAUAAAUAAUUUGUAUUGGAUAGUCGAAAUGGUGGAAAAUAGUGGUGAGAAUUUGGCGGUGUUUAAAAUUAAACCUGAAUGUAAAAAAGAAAAAAAAAUGACAAAAAGUUUGCUUAAAAAGUAGGUAGGAAUUCAUCUUUAUAUAGCAAAAAUAUUUUAUUGACUCUCAAUGGAGAUAGAAAAAGAGAGAGAUGAACAAAGAAUAAAGUGAAGGUCGUGAAAAGUUUUCUGUGAAGAAAUAUUAGAAAUAAUUGUGGAAAAUGUUUGAAAAACGGAACGAGAGAGAGAGAGAGAGAAAAGUGAAAAAAAAAUCAUUUAAGAGUUUUCGUAGUAACAAAUCACUAAUAGAACUUUCAAUAAAUGUUCCGUGUACUAACGAUGACAAGGUAAUCCCAAAUACGUGAGAUUUUAUCGGGGAAAUAGCAAAAGAAUUUAUGGAGUAAAAGAAAAAUGUAAUUUGUUCAACUUACAAAUAAUUCCCCGAAAAAUUUACUGGUGGAAACUCUUGCAAUAAAUGUUACAAUUUUUCUCUCUAAUGUUGAUAAAGAUCCAACAAAAUUUUCUUAUAUCUUGUUAUAAUUCUCUCUCUGCCUAAAAAAAAAACGAAAUUAAGAUAACUUUUUCAAACAUUUAAUGUGUUUUUUCCGACAAAUUUUUAACACUUCCGUGACACUCACAUAAUUUCUUGUUAGUCACUUUUUCAUCUUACAUGGCAGAGAUGGAGUGAGAGUUGCGAUAAAUUAAAUUAAACACUACUCAAGAUUCAUGUUGCUUAACUCUCAGAUGGGUAUACAGUAGAUAUAUUACAAACAGGCAAGGUGGACUUUUCAGAUCCGAUUUUCAGUAUUAAUAAACUUUUCAGGACCAUUGAGAUCAUACAUAAUUUCUCAUGAACAAAAUAAAUUUAACUUUUUCGUAUCCUUUGGGACUCACGGCAUACCAAUUACUCUGGGAAAAUUUUUUUUUUUUAAUUAUUUAGAAUCCAUAAAAAUUUUAUUCUUAUGGAUGUUGACAAACUAGAAGUAUAUCGAAAUCUAGAAUAUUUCUUGCAGGCGAAACCCGAGUUAUUCACGAGCUAACAUAUUUUUGAUCAAAAUAGGGUAAGUGUGCCAAAUUCCGGCCAGCUUGCAAUUUCGGCCACCUUUUUUGUUCCUCGAAUUUCCAUGAACUUUUAAAUUUUACGUACUCUACUAGAGAUUAUACAAUGCAAAAGAAUAACAAAAAAUGUAGUUUCGACAAACGAGAUGACGUGAAAAAGAUAUUGGAAGAAUUCCCAAAGGGCAAGGAACUAUGAGAAUGAAGGUGGACGAAAUAGGGCACCAAAGCUAUGUCUACAUUUUUAUUCAUUUUAAAAUGUAUUAAGAAUGAUUUUAGAGUAAAUCAAGACGGUAAACUCUUUAGAAGAUUCCAAGCAACAGUCUUUCAGAAGAAAGAAUAAAAAAAAUCAAUUUGUAUUUAAAAUAUUACAUUUCAAACUUGAGACUUCGACGCAUGCAUGCAACUAUGCCGAAAUUUGGCACACUUACCCUACGAAAUAAUAGAAAAACUUAAAAAAUAUUAAGUACAUAUGAUUUUUCAAAAUACAAAAUUACCUUAUUUUGCCAAAUAUUCAGAUAUUUUGUUUCAAAGAUACAACCUUUUAUCUACCAAACUACUUUAGAAUUUUAAAAUAAACUACUGCAUUUAUUAACAAAAAAUAUGUGAGUCAUAUGGAAAUUGAAAAUAAAUUGGCAAUUGCUUGAGAAAUAUUUUUUGCCAAAUUCGUAGAACUCAUGAAAGUUUUCGCAAACCCGAAAAUCCUAGAAUCAGUCAAAUAAAUAUGGAAAUAAGGCGUUCUUCCGUUUUGAAGUAAAGAAAUUUCCAACUUGUGAAUACGUUCAAUGUUUAAAUAUAUUCAUAAUCAUAAAUUCAUAUCUGGAAAUUUCGUAUCAAAAAUUUCACUCGUCUAAGUUUUUUAUAUAAUAAUGUUAUUAUCUUUUUUUUUCAAUUUUUUAAUAUCCAUGGCAAUAUUAUUGCCUUUUAUUUACAUUCUGAAACGACCCAGUUUUUCGACUUUGAUUCUGUUACUUAAUGAAUUUUAAUGUAAUACUGUAAAAAUCAUUUCAAUUCCAUCAGUGAUAUAAAUAUUAUAAAUCAAAAGGUAGUCAAAAUUUGUGGACAUUGUGCAUUAGAAGUGGGAUUUCUGGAUACGAUACAUGAAAGAAAGAAAUGUCUAGAGAAAAAUAUUAAAAAUAAAAGGUAAAAUUUGCGGAGAUAAAAAUUUUGCAAAAUAUUUACCAUUUAAUGAAUAAUAAAAAAAGAAAAUACUCUUCAAAAAUCAUUUUAUUCCCAUAUUUUACAAUGAAAUAUUCAGUGAAUUUACGUAAUCUAUUUUGAUUCCAAACAGCAGAAAAAUACAUUCUGCAGAAUUAUUAUCUCCCUGAAAGUGUUAAAGUGGGUGUACGAUGGUCUGAAAAGGAUCAGAUGAUUAUGUUAAAAAUUCCUUUACACCAAAACUUACAACGGAUCUUUGCUUUCACAAAAAAGUAAAAGAACUAAGAAAUGUAUUACGACUAUAGGCGGUGCAGUUAUAGACAUUUUAAGAGGAAUUCACAUUUUAUUAUCAAUCUUGAUUUGGUUUAUCUCUUACUGUAGGUAUGAUAAAGGAUUAAUGGACGGAGAAAUAGCGUAAAACCUCAAAGACUUAGAGCGGAAUCACAUUGACAGUAAAAUGAUCACCGUUUUUCGUUAAUUUACGCAUUUUCAUUGCAAUUCUUACGCAAAUUUUCCAUUACCGUAUUACCUUAUCUCAUACUCGGUGGCAAUAGGUGAAAAUAAUAUAAGAAAAUUUAAAAAAUAAAACGAAAAUGCGAUAAACGGUGAGCAAAAAAUACUGUACGAGAAAUUAAUCGUACAGCAUUUUUGCUCAACGUUUAUCGAAUUUUCGUUUUAUUUCUUUAAUUUUCUUUUAUUAUUUUCACCUAGUGCCACCGAGUAUGAGAUAAGGUAAUACGGUAAUUGAGAAUUUGCAUAAGAAUUUCAAUGAAAAUGCGUAAAUUAACGAACUACGGUGAGGCUACGGCGAGCAUUUUAUUGUCAAUGUGAUUCUGCCCUUAGUCUGCUCCUUAAGAAUAUUUAGUCUGUGAAAGUUGGCGGUAAAGGAUCAACCUACUUUCACACAGUAAGAAGAGUGUUUGCGAAUAAUUUCCUUUACCGCCAAAUUUGACGGGCUAAAUAUUCUCAAAAAUCAGCCUAAGUUUUCUUUUUGGGUUUCGGUGUCCUUUCUAUUCUUAUUUGAAUGAGAUUACCACAGAAAUCCCAAUUCUUAAGACAAUGACGUUCAAACAAGCGUUAAGAAGGGCCUUCUGAACCUUAAAGUUUUUGGAACCAACGCUAAAGCUCCUAACCUUUGCCUAAAGUUCUUUAUUUUAUCUAUUCUCACAGUAUAAAUAUUUUUUAAACCAAAAAAUCUUUUUUCUUUGUUAUUAAUACAUUCUAUGGGACACCCAGUAGAAUUUAAUUCUGCAAAAUAAAAUGGUUUUUCAAAUGACCUUUGCAAAAUGUCCAAAAUAUAAAAAUCAAUAAAAUGAAAGCACAUGUUGUCUGUUUAUGUGAAGAUAUUUUCUGCUAUUUUAACAAAUUAUUCCAUUUACCAAUUUGUUAUAAUGUUUCCUGGAGAAUUUAAUUUAAAAAUCCAAUCGUUCAGAAGCUUUAGAAUAUAAUCUUGUAAAAUUGCGAAUAUGCCUAGAAAGAUGUUGAGAUAAAUCGAAAAAAAGGAAGAGAUAAAUUAGGAGUGAAAUUCAAUUUUCCGUUAUGUGUUGAAUUGUAGAAUUUCUCUUUAUCAUGCAACAUUGCUACUUCUCACUCCAUCCUUCUUGAUAUUGAGUGUCAUGCGUUUUUAUUUGCAAUUAGUAAAAGAAAGCUCGCAAAGAUUUAAUGUAGUUUCUAAGAGCAAUUUCCGUCGAGACGAAAAUAAUUGUCAUUCAUUUAUCUCUCACACCAUUUCCUCUUCUCCGGAACAAAUGGACACUUCUUUGAUUCUGUGCGAUGAGGGAGAUAUUGAGAGAAACAACACUACACUAUUUUAACAUCAUCCACCGACCUUUUGAAGACAUUCACCAUGACCACACAGCGAAUAUUUUCGAUCACUGAAUCAACAUUUAAAUGCAUUCGUCGAUCUAUGAGUUUUUUUUUUUGGUCUUUUUGUAUUUUGUGGUAGAAUUUAAAAAAAAAAGACAAGAGAGUAAAAAUCAAUAGAUCGAAAAUGAAAAUUUAAAUGUAAAAACCAUAUAAAAGUCGAUUUGAGGCUAUUAUGAAUGGAUGGUAUGUUCAUUGCAGAAGAAAUCAUCAUAAAAAUAAUCACUACUGGGUUUGGUGUGUCCAACACAAUCUCUCUAAAACGACUGAUUUUCUUCUUAUUUUCUCGUUUAAUACCUCUAAUUUUAUUUCAUGUGCCUUUGUAGUUUUUCUUUGCCGCCUAUAUCCCUGACUUUCAGCAACCAUUCGAUAUUUCUCUAGUAUCUGAUCCUAUCAACCAAAUUAUUGGCUAUUUCAGGGCAAAAGGAAUGGAAAAAGGGAUUUCUCGAGAGAGAGAAAAUGUCAUAUAAGAAAGUGGUUGAAAAAUCGAUUUACAUUUCAUGUGUAAGUGUAAAUUGAACCCUUUUUCUCAUAUCUUUUUCUUCUUUUCUUUAAUAUCGUAUUCUUAAAGAUUCAAGAUUUUAUUUUAAUAGCUGAUUAGAUUAUAUUUUUGAGAAUUAUGCCCUUAUCACUGAUGCAAAAUUUGCUUUUAAAUCACCAAAAGAAAGAGGUUUUUCUUGUUAUUAAUGCAAUAUGUGAGUGAUGAUGCAUAUUACAUAAAACAUAUUUCUGCUUUAGAUGUACAAUACACGUUGUUUAAACUUUAAAAUUUUAAUAAGUGUUUUUUAUUUAUACUCUUCACACAAUCUCUUUGAAUUAUAUCAUAAACGUGACUCAAAUUUUUAAUGAUUCGCAAUUUUGUCAAAAAAACAAAAAUUUUUCUUCUGAUUAAAAUAAUUCAAAAAUAGCAUUUCUUGUGUUAUUGACUUUACAGAAAAUUUAUUAAAUCAUGAAUAAUUAAUCUUUCAAUUUAGGGAACACUUUUAGAUGCUUUUUUUAAAUUUUAAAUGAGUGUGAUUUAUGAAAGAAUCAUACGAUUGGUUAUUUUUCCUCUUUUCUCGUAUGUUCCUUCUCCUUUUAUUUUAUACUCUUCUAAAGAAAAAAUUCAGGAGAGUCCGGGGCAGAUUUAGCCAGUAAGGGAAAGUGGGGCACCUUUGAAAGUGGGAUACCCUUGAAAUUGGGAUUUUUCACUUAUUUUUAAAGAGAAUUGAGCCUUGUCGUCAUACAAUUUAGCUUCAUAAUCUGUUUGUGCAGCUAAAUUAUAUUACGAUAGGGUUCAAUUUUAUUUAAAAAUAGGUGAAAAAUCCCAAUUUCAAAGGUGCCCCACUUCCCCCUAAACGAAUUUUUUUGUUGCCUAUAUUUUGUGAAAAACAUAAUUAAAUCAGGCUGAUAAAUAUUUCAAUGAAUAGAAAGGGAGUUACUUAAUCUAAAUAAAUUGUAGGGGGAAAUGGAGCACCUUUGAAUUGGGGCAGCUUUGAAAUUGGACUUUCUUUUCCUUACAAAAAUAGAAUUUUAGUUUAAUCAAUAUUAAUUUAAUCAAUAUUUAAGUUCCAUUUGAAAAAAAAUAGGAGAAAAAACCCUAUUUUAAAGGUUCCUCACUUCGCCCUAACACUCCACUGUCUAAUUCUACCUCUUACUAAUAUUCCGGGCUCCUCCAUAUGAGAUUUUAAAAAAUUAACGUUGUAAAAAGCGAGUCCCGGUCAAAAUCCCGAACGCUUAAAUCCUGAAAGCCAAAAUCCCGAAUUCUUAAAAGUCUCAUAGCUACUCCUAUAAUUGCAUCCGCACUUGCUAGAGGCAAAGGGAAAUCUUGUCUCUUAAGAAAUUAUUCUAAAUAUUUUCCUCCAUAUAAUUUUAUCCCUUUCAGAAUUUUGAACAUUCGGGAUUUUGGCUUACAGGAUUUUGGCUUUCGGAAUUUUGGCUGCCACCGGUAUAAAACAUAUUAUUCUACCGAAGAUUGAAAAAACAUAGCUUACAUUUGAUUACUCAUUAUUUAAAAGGGGUGGCAAAGCGUCCCAGGCUUUGCGAAGUGCUAAAACUCGCGACUUAGAUGCUAUCCCUCAAAAGUACAUUCGCAUCAUUUAUCGUUUACCGGUUCUCAACCGAUUUGUAAAUCACUUGAAAGAUCCCACAAAAUAAUUUUAAGGGUAAUAAAAUUGAUUUUCGGACAAAAAUUACUUAUCGGUUCAUAACCGAUUCAUUACCGGUUCACAACUGAUGCGAACGGAUUUAUAAAUUACUCAAAACAUUGUCCAAAAUAACUUAGGACUAAUAUAAUUGAAUUUCGAAUAAAAAUUAGUUAUCGGUUAUGAACCGGUUCAAAACCGAUUGGAAGCAGAUCAGUUUUAUCGGAAAUUCCAAGUACUUUCCAACAAGCCCAAGCAUGAUCCCAUCCGUCAGAUAAAUGCGUUCUCUAGAGUCUUUUUUAACCUUUGACCUUAGAAAAACCGCUAUUAGGAAUGAUUUAACGGUAUUUUCACGCAUGGUCAAUUGUCCGCCUGGGUAAUACACAACACACAGAAAAUUAACCAAUUUAAAGAUUUGAUGUAGAAAUUAAUAUGUUAUAGGGUGGUGGCAUUCAGGGCCGGAUUUAGAAAUGUGAAGGCCCAGUGCCCAUUUGUGGGGGCCCCAAAAAUUUUACGUUUUCUAACAGUGCGACAGUGUGAACUAUGCCAAAUCCUAAAACCUGAUUUUGUUUUUACUACUUGAAGAACUAUACCGAGAAAACAAUAGAAUUCCUCAAUUUUUUGCCUAUAAAUUAGACAAGUUCAGUGAAAUUAUAUCAUUGAAAUUUUGAGUGAUUCGAACUCUGGUUCAAUUCAUUUAUAUAAAUUUUACAGAUUGAUACAAAAAAUACGCAAAACGAGAAAUUUUACUAAAUUCUCAGACUCGAGAGCACAAUAUCUUUAAAACCUUUAAAUGUACCUUUAAAAGUAUUUCGUGUUGAUUUCAUCCAGAAAUAUUAAGAAUUAGAGUAAGAGCUCAUAAUUUUGGACAGUUUCUAAAUUUGGACACUUUGAGGGUAAAGUUGGACACUAAAAUUAAAUUGAUUAAAAUUAUGGAUUAUUAUUUUAAUAUUUGAUGAAUAAUGAAUUCUAUCUUAAAAUGUGUUCUUUUUGGAUGAUUUUAACAUUACUGUUUUUCAUAAUUUUUUCACAAAAUCUAUCCUUAAGCGGUCGACAUAAAGUACUUUACCUUAUUAAAACUAAUUUUAGUAAAAAAGACGAUAAAUAGCUUGCCAAGUUUCUAAAUAACCCUUCUGAAAAGAGAGUAACAAAAAAAUCAAUUGGUAUUGAAAAUAUUGCACUUCAAACUUAGAACAUUAAUGCUUAAUAAACAUCCUCUCUGUCCAAAAUGAUGAGCCCUUAUCCUACGACUAUUAGAGCAGAUUUUAGAUUUUUUAAAAAAUUGAAAAAAAUCGCAAAAUAGAGGGUCGUGAUAUUAAAUGCUCUAACCGAUAAUAGCAAUUUAAUUUGCUUUUUUUUUGUUAAUAAUUUUUAUUUCCUGACAAUUUAACCAUGGUAGACUUCUUAAAUGUGGAGGCCCCUAAGAUGUGGAGGCCCGGUGCCGUAGCCUCAGGGAACCCACCUAAAUCCGGCACUGGUGGCAUUACUUGUGGCCACUGUCUUUACUUAUGGCCUCCCCGCAAAAAAAUUUACAAUGUCAAAAAAUGAUUUCAGAAAACCUUAAAAUUAAAAAUAUUUGAUGUGUUUUAAUAGCAAAUCACAUUUUUUCGGUUUUUGGAAUCAUUUUCUGACAAAAAUUGCAACAUGGCCAUAAGUAAAGAGAGGCCACAAGUAAUGCCGCCACCCUACGCGUCUUCUUUAUUUUAAAAUGCUUACCGCAAUUAAAUAUUUAUUUCCAUAAAAUAUUUCAGUUUCUUAACAUUCUCUGAUUGACUAAGAUUAGCUUAGCUAUUCAUAGAACGUGAUUGUAUUAAAAUAUUUUGUUCCCGUCACGCACUUUGAUUGUCUAGAAAGGAUUGAAUUCUUUGAAUGCGUCCAAGCUCUCCACCAAAGAAUUAAUCAGAUCAGAUACCGCCAAAGAAUUAGCAAAUUAUAUGGGAUUAAAUAUUCAAUUACAUGUAGUUAAUGCUUCAAAACGAAUUAUUGCAUAGUAAAUUUUAUACUAUAACUCCCUUGUAAAGUUACAUACUUCUUCAAUUAAUUUUAAUUUGCAAAAUCUGUGGUAGCUCUUAGAACAUGCAAGAAUUCCUUUUAACUAAUUUUCUUUGAUAAUCUCUGUAGUCGAACUAUUUUAGACUAAAAUUCUAUCUGAAUAUUUCAUUUUAUGGCAUGUUCACAUGGAAUUUAUCGUACAUAUUUUGUAACACCAAAGUACCACUCUUCGAAAAAUCCCAGAGAUUACGUUAGACUGAAAAAUGGUUGUGUGAAACGCAGGGUUUAGAAAUUUAUCUUCUUUAUUUCUUUGCUCCUUUCCUGCUAAUUUCACCUUAAUCGAGUGGAUUUUCUUUGUGCCAGAAAUUGAGUAAGGAAAUUUAAAGUUUUAUUUAUUUAUUUUUUUAGGUAGCAUUUGAAACAUUCUCACCCAAGAGAAAGAAAUUUAGCGAAAUCCAUAUUUUUCAGAUACAAUUAGUAUAAUUUUUGGCCCUUUCCUUUUAGUCUUUAUUUCCAAUUUAUUGUAUAUUUGCGUAUUUGUAAGAGUGCACCGUAUAAAUAACUAGAAUGGCAAUCAGUAACUGUAAUAAUGGUAAAAAAAAAUAUAAUAUAGUAAUAUUAACUGCAAGUGGAAAAAGACAUAAUCAGCAGCAAAAGCACUAAAUAAUCAGAAAAAUAAAUAAAUUUAAAGUCAAAUAAAUCAAUAAUGGCAAGAAAAUAUACAUCGUAAAUACAGAAGUAAUAAUGAAGAAAAAAUAUUGAAAUAAUGGGAUCAGUCAUAAUGAAUAGAUUUUACUACCAGAAAAAAAACCAAUGCUAAAAAAAAUGCUACAGAGCUGGAUCGUAUUCUAAUAUUACUAAAUAUUGUAAUGUGUAUGUAAUAUUGUAAAUGUAUAAAUACAAGCAAGCAAAUGAAAAGUUGGAUAAAAUAUUUAAAAAAAAAUACAUUUUUGGACUUAUUAAUUGCGAAUUGUAACUUUGUAAGCGUAGAGCAAAACUUAUUUUUCUAAACCGUUUUUUAAUCAUUGAAAUAUUAAUGAUGAAAGAAAUAAUUCAGCGCGAUGAUUAAAAAUGCAGCUACACAUGGCAGCCCAAACCCAGUAUAUUUUCAUAAAAAAGAAGAAAAACUAACAAAAGAUGAAGAAUAAGUGAAGAAACCACAAUGAAAGACAGAAUGAAGUGGUAAAAUAAUAAAAAAAAAAUGAAUGUACAUAAAGAACACAUUUAUAAGACACAUCCAUACACAUGCAAAAUAAACAUUAAAAAAAUCAUUAUUAACAUUACAUUUUAAACGUUGGCAAAAACAAAUUGAUAUGAGAUAAUUUUAAUAGGAUUAAUAUUAAAAAAAAAACGAUAGUAGAAGCAUUGCAUUUUUUGAUGAUAAUCUAAUAAAAAAAAAACACAAUGAAGGAAUAUUAAAAAGAAUUUGAUGAAAAACCAACCAGUCAAAAAAUUUCUUGUAAAUUAAUUCAAAUAUCAAGAAUUAUUUUUAUUCCAAGAAAGAAACAAAACAAAUAUGCAAUACUAUCUCUCUUUAUACAUUUAGGUGAAGAGCUAAAGAAAAAAAAGUAGGAGGAAAAAAAUGCUGAAGACACAUGAGAGAUAAUGCAAGAUAUUGUGAGAAUGAUAGCAUGUGUUGAUUGAAAUUGGCGAUUAAUUGCAAGAUAAUAUUCUUAAAAACAAACUUAAUCUUAAAUAUAAUACCAAGAAAACAUAAACAACAACGUCUAAAAACAAGAAUAAAUUUAAACACAAAAAAAUGAUGAAAGCAUCAUAAAUGAAAUUAACAAAAAAAUACUAUAAAAAAAAUAAAAUGUUAUUUAUCGACUUGUUAUGCAUUGAGAGAA
Messenger RNA from Phlebotomus papatasi, 16786 nucleotides. RefSeq names its product calcium-dependent secretion activator (gene Cadps). Bases 732 to 5222 code for a protein of 1496 amino acids. The transcript is spliced from 17 exons. The record is from RefSeq and is a predicted model, not a curated record. Lineage: Eukaryota; Metazoa; Arthropoda; Insecta; Diptera; Psychodidae. Gene Ontology annotation, biological process: dense core granule exocytosis; synaptic vesicle exocytosis.